AAAGAUUAUCAUUUAUUUAUCAAGUGCUGCCGUAAAGCGUACAAUGUUUUUUAUGUAAUAGCGGUUCCGUGCAUUUAGUAAAAUGAGUAUUCCACGCUCUAGUAUUAGUGACUACCCCGAACAUUUAAAUCCGUUUUAUGAAGGCGACCAGAAAUUCAAAUUUUGGAAAUUUGGCAGAAUAAAACGAUCCGGUAGUUUUGGAGAAACUUUAAGAAAUUCAUUAUUAUUCAAAUCUAUCAGAGGAAAGAAGAGUAAAGAGAAAGAUGCUUCACCUACUCCUCUGCCACUGCGCAAAAAUAGUCCAAGUGUAGCUCCUUUGCAUCGCCAAACGCUUCCUACCAUAUACUCUGAAAAUCAGAGCUCCAAUCGAAGCUCUACGCCAGUACCGCUGCCAAGAUCUAGGUUCAGCGAAAGGGUUGCGAAAUCAUCGUCACAGGUACAACCUCAAAAUUGCGACGUUAACCAAACGGCUCCGAAUCCCUUUGAAAAUGCAGUCGCCAAACCCCCCACUAAAUUAUACAUCAAGCGCAAAAAAAGAAGAGCGCCUCUUCCUCCAAGUCUGGACGGUUGCAGUGUCUCUUCGGAGUAUAACGGUUCCAAGUGGAGUUUAACUUCCGAAGGCACAGAUAUGUCAACGUAUUCCGAUACAGAACUUACUAUCGAUCCAGAAGUUUCCUCUCGGAUCGCCCACAUUACCAAAGAAAUCCAAAAAAUGGCCGACGAAGAGCACGAACCGGCGUACACGACUGAUAUUCCUGAUGUUGUAGUAUCAUCUAUAGACGCAGUACAAGUGGACAAAUCGCAAAGUAAGGAACUGGAAGUUCCCAUUGAUGAGAAUGAUAAUGUUCUCGAGAGCGUUUCAAUUGAAGAUGGCGUAGAAGCCACGGGACCUGAUGUUCUACAUCAUACAAAUUGUAAUGAUGAAGAAAAAGCUCACCUAUCUUCCACAGAGUCGACCGAGGACCUUCGUACAGAUGACUCGCUAACAAAUUUAAUCAACAGCAUAAACGAUGAUACUACAAACGUAGACGGGAACGAUUACGAAUUGAAAGAAGUAGAUUCUUUGACCAAUAUUAUUAAUAGUAUUAAUUUUACCGAAAAUGAAGCGUUUGAAAGUAAACAUAUUACAAGAAAAUGUGAUGUUGAGAUUAAUGGGAUCUUAAAUUGUGAUAAUGAAACGAUAGAAGCUAGUCUAAGUGAUACUGAACUUAAACAGACUAAUCAUGUGGAGGAACACAUAAGCAGUUCAACCACAAAAGAAGAUGUCAAAGUUGAUCACUUACGCACAUAGAAAUGUGAUAAAAUUAUAUAUUUUUAUAUAUAUUGUAUAGUAUUCAAUAAAUAAUUUAUUAAUU
Messenger RNA from Photinus pyralis (common eastern firefly), 1355 nucleotides. RefSeq lists its product as uncharacterized. Lineage: Eukaryota; Metazoa; Arthropoda; Insecta; Coleoptera; Lampyridae. The transcript is spliced from 4 exons. The record is from RefSeq and is a predicted model, not a curated record. The coding region runs from base 83 to 1291 and encodes 402 amino acids.